AUGUCCCAGAGCCCAAAUGAUUAUCUCCAGAAGUGGAAAUUUCGGACAAACAAUUAUCUCAGAAUCCUUCAUGAACGAGAGGCUCCACCUGAAGACAAAAAAUGCUAUGAGCACUGGAGACUGCCUUUCCAUAAGAUAGGCAAAUGGAAUGGAGGAUUUUUCGAGGAAACGUCUCUGACCAAGAUAGGUAUGGACAUUUAUCUUGGGCAUCAGGGAAUGCCUUGUCCAGCACUUGGGGAUAUCCAUGAAUGGGAGGACACCGACAGGCCCAUAUAUCAACCGGCAGAGGACUUCCCUACCAUACUCGAGCCAUCAUUCUUGAACCACAAGCAAUGCAUCACAGUUGUUGACAAGUCCGGAGUCCAUUCUAUCAUGAUAAGGUUUUGUCAAUGUCCGAAUGCUUGCACACCUGAUAAGCAAUUAUUCGAGAUGGCCAUGUUUCCGGCAUCCUUCACCCGACCCAAGACUGUGUUUACCUUUCCGGUGCUGGAUGGUUUUGCAUUGGACAACUUGGAAUGCGGAACUUCAGCAAUGAAUUACUACAACAAAUUGACGUCCAGUAUAUUUCCGCAUCUAGUCCCAGUACGU
Suillus fuscotomentosus is the source of this 588-nucleotide messenger RNA. RefSeq lists its product as uncharacterized. NCBI's taxonomy places the organism in Eukaryota, Fungi, Basidiomycota, Agaricomycetes, Boletales, Suillaceae. The record is from RefSeq and is a predicted model, not a curated record. The transcript is spliced from 2 exons. The annotation marks the transcript as partial.